Protopterus annectens (West African lungfish) is the source of this 2395-nucleotide messenger RNA. RefSeq names its product CD276 antigen-like. Gene Ontology annotation, cellular component: external side of plasma membrane. The record is from RefSeq and is a predicted model, not a curated record. NCBI's taxonomy places the organism in Eukaryota, Metazoa, Chordata, Ceratodontiformes, Protopteridae. The transcript is spliced from 8 exons. Gene Ontology annotation, biological process: T cell costimulation; cell surface receptor signaling pathway; positive regulation of T cell proliferation. The coding region runs from base 142 to 1518 and encodes 458 amino acids.
UAAUUCCAGAUUCACGCAUAAUGUCUACUAUUUGACUCCCCUGCCCUGCAGUAGGGAGAGCUUGUUAUCAGUUCACCACAGAUCUCUCUCCCUUUCUCUCUCCACCUCCUUCUCACACACAUGCCCUCACUUUCCUUUUAAAUGCCUACUCUAGUAUGGAAUAUGCUGCUUGCUUCAAGUCUGGCCAAUGUUUCAGCUCUGGAGGAACAGAAAAUAAAAGGUGGCAACAUGACAAUGGCACAAAGAAGAUUCUUCAGGAACAGACAAUGUGCCAACAAUGCACCUGUGGGUGCUGUACAGAUUCUGUCAUUUCUUAUGAUCUUUCUAGGGGCACAUGGUUAUCUACGAGUUGGCGUACCCCGCACACCAGUUACUGUGCAACCUGGCUCUGAUGCCCUGCUGAGAUGUCGUUUCUCUGUUGGCUACAGGACUGUAGAUCUCAGUUGGCUGGUGUUAACAUGGCGAUUUCAGGGGUAUGAGGUGGCAAAAUAUGAUGAGGAUGAUGAAGAGGAAGGCAACUGUAAUGACAGAGCACUGAUUUUUGUGGAUGAGUUAAGAAAGGGGAAUGCGUCACUACUGCUCACUAAUGUAACAGCAGAAGAUUCCGGCAUAUACACCUGCUCUGUGGUCUACUCUAGCUACAACCAAGUUAAGACACUGAGAUUAGAAGUUUCUGGUACUUCUAUACAAGUAUUAGUACCGCACUCCAUGAUUAAGGUACAGUCUGGGUCCAGCGUGAUGCUGGGGUGUCACUUUACCAUUGCUUCUGAGACAGUGGACACUACUAUCCUCCUGGUAAUAUGGACAUUAAAUGGGACAGAAGUGGCCAGAUAUGAUGAAGUAAUGGAUGAAAACAGGAUCCUCAACUCAAGGGCAAACCUCUUCUGUGAGAAUAUUAGCAAUGGAAAUGCCUCACUCUUACUCAAAGACAUCAGGCUACAAGAUUCAGGAGAAUAUAUGUGCAUAAUCAUGUACAAUCAAGAAAGACAGGACAAGAAAAUAACAUUAGACGUUUUCGAGCACGCUUUCCAAGUGGCUGUACCACACACCAGAGUUACAGCCCAGUAUGGAUCCUCAGCACUGCUGGGGUGCCAGUUCGCUGUCGGCUAUGAGACCUUGAAUCCCCAAAAACUGGGUAUCACAUGGUUAUUUCAGGGGCACGAGCUUGUGGCGCACGUUGAUUUUUAUGCUGACGAAGAAAUGACCUACAAAGCAACAGCACACCUCAUCAAAGAGCAGUUUGUGCAUGGAAAUGCAUCUCUGUUGCUCACAGACAUAACACUAGCAGAUGAAGGGAACUACAUGUGUUCUGUCUUUUACUGGCCACUCAGGGAGAGUAAAACAAUCAUGUUAAAAGUCUCUGCACCAACAGCAAGCGACAUGGAAAGGAAUGAAGUAACAGCACCAACAGCAAAUGACAUGGAAAAGAAUGAAGUAACAGAAAACUCGAUGUCGCAGAACACUGCAAAUGCACUCAUGCUAAUCCCAUUUGUGGUGAUAUCGAUGUAUCUUCAAUAGAACGUCAUUUGCGAUCAUAUUUAAGAAAAACGACCAUCAUGAAACAGUGAAAGAAAAUGGACUACUCCAUAAAAGCAGGCCACUGCAGGGCCCGAUGGACUUUAUCCAGUCUUACCAUGUCUGUAGAAAUACUUUGUUAAUAGGUGUGUAAUGCAUCUGCCAAAUGAAUACAGUCUAUAUAUAUUCCAACUUUCGAAUCUUGGACUGACAAUAAGAAACGGAAACUCCUGACCAGAUUUGUAAUGCCAUUCAUUUUAUCACUUGUUGCCUUAGUUAUAUCUGUUUAUAUCUAACAUGAGAUGCUGGAAUGAUAUCUUUUCUCUGGUUAUUGUUUGAUGAACGCAAGCCAGUCAGUCAUCUGUUUCCUCACCUUUAUCCCCACCUCUCUCUCCUGAGUUUGUCCAAUGUCUGCAGUGAAUGUGGGAAAAACACUUUUCUUUUGUUCCCACGCUAAGCCCUAUGUAUCCAGAAUGGAAACAUUCAGGUCUGUUUAACAUACAGAAAUCAGGAUAGAAAGUGGACUUGCACAAAUUCUUCCUGGAACUCUGCCAACAUGACAAAGAUGCUCAACCCUGAACUUUUGGCCGUCUGAAAAUGCACAUACUUACCAAGGCCAGGAAAUGCAGUUUCUUAGAAAGUGAGCAAGACCUAAGAGUAUGAAUACCUUCACUUCUUCUCUGAUUUGAAAAUCUCUACACUGGUUGUCACUUUUAACUUACUAUGUUUAAGGAAAAAAUGUUUUUGUUUUGUUUUGUUUUUUGUCAUUGUGACUGCUGUCCUUUGUAUCAUUCUGUGACCAUGAUUUGUUUAGCAUUGUGAAUGCUGUUUUUUGACUGCUCAGCACUGUACUGUAAUAAAAUAAAACUACAGCAUUUUA